Molecule: messenger RNA, 5372 nt
Organism: Zingiber officinale
Lineage: Eukaryota; Viridiplantae; Streptophyta; Magnoliopsida; Zingiberales; Zingiberaceae
Product: protein NETWORKED 1A-like
Exons: 5
Coding region: 460-5235 (1591 amino acids)
Cellular component (GO): plasma membrane
Molecular function (GO): actin filament binding
Source: RefSeq, a predicted model, not a curated record
GCAGCCGCCUGAAUUUCCAUAAUAAAAAUCACGCCUUUAUUGAAAAAAAUGAGAACUGCAUGAUCGGUCCAUACCAAGAAAGCAGCCUCAAUUUCUGCCGUUUCCUUUUCUUCUUCUUCUCAUUCUUAUCCUUUUAUUGCUCCCUUGGACGUUUCCGUUACGAAAAUUCUUCUACUGUGAUCAGAGAGAGAGAGGUGCGGAUGGGUUGAGGAUGGACGAGAACAGCAGCUGGUGUUCAUCAUCGAAGCUGCUGAUUGGAGCCUAGUCCUUAUUUGCUCCUCGGUUGGUGAUAAAAAUCAGAAGAUAAUCCACAACAUUCAGUUUCAGCUUUGUCGGCCUUCUGAAGUGUGGUUUUUCGGUGACACCUGGCUCUUACUCGAACUUGGAUUGGUUGCCUAAUUUUAUUUGUGCAACACCUGUUCUUCCCAAUUUUGGACACUCUUCUGCUCGCUUCUGUUGAUGACUACAUUAGCAAAUUCAGACCCAGUACACCUGUACUCAUGGUGGGGCAAUCAUAUCAGCCCCAAAAAUUCCAAGUGGAUUCAGGAUAAUGUUCAAGACAUGGACGUGAAGGUUAAAGCAAUGAUCAAGCUCAUAGAAGAAGAUGCUGAUUCUUUUGCAAGGAGAGCAGAAAUGUAUUACAAGAAACGUCCUGAACUUAAAAAGUUGGUGGAUGAAUUUUAUCGAGGGUAUCGUGCCUUAGCAGAACGAUAUGAACAGUCAACUAGAUUGCUCCGUCAUGCUCAUCGAACAAUAGCUGAGGCAUUGCCCAACCAAAUUCCUUUGUUGUUUCCUGAUGAAUCUCCUACCGCUUUAUCAGCUAAUGUGUUGGACCCGCAAUCACCCAAAAUCUUUUCACCAAUUUAUACACAAUAUGACUCAGAUGAUUUCAAAAAAGAAGCAUUUGGAUUGUUCCCUGAUUUUUAUGUCAAAAAAAGAAAUGGAGCAGAUUAUGAAGAAAGUGAUCCGCUGUCUGGAAGAAAGGGAAUCAAUCAAUACGAUGAGAAGCUUCCAGAUGGCGAGGGGGCAGCACGUGCAUAUUCUUCAGUAGGGAAGGUGAAAAAAGUUCUGCAUUCUUUGGAGGUAGAGGUUAAGGCUAUUGAGAACAAAGCAGAAAACCAUGAUCAAGAAGCUAAAGUGAAACGAGGUGCAAGCAAUGUGAUAAGAAAGCUGCAACAAGAUGUAUCCGAGUUGUCAUCAGAGAUACAUGUUUUGAAAGACCAGAUAAUGGAAGAAUCUAAGCGUGCUAAUAAUGCUGAAAAUGAAGUUCAAAGUUUAAAGGGAACCCUUUCUAGAUUGAACUCCGAGAGGGAUGAAACUCAUCUCCAACAAAAGAUAUCUCUUGAAAGAAUAUCUAGUCUUGAACUACAUUUCUCUCAUACAGAAAAUGAAUUGUGUAAACUUCGUGAUGACAUGGCAAAGGAAGUCGAUAAACUUAAAAAUGUUGAAGAGCUCAAUCUAUCUCUACAAUGGGAUUUGGAGACACUAGAACUGAAAGCAAGGAUGCAAGAGAAAGAAAUCAACCAAAAGCAAGAAGAUUUGAACAAACUCCAAAGUACUUUACAAGAGAAAUACCAGAACUUGAAGGCUUUGGAACUUUCUAAUAAAAGUCUAGAGGAAGACAUUAUCAAACUUAAGGAGGAAAAUAGUAGCUUAAAUGAAGAGAAAGUUCACUCUGCUUUGAUGCUGAAAGGUCUCCAAGAAGAAAUAAUUUUGCUAAAGGAAAAGGAAAUGGAAUUGGAAGAUAAAAUUGCUAUCCUUGUAGAAGAAAAGGAAGUUCUUGCUCAAGAGCUUUAUCAUGUCAAAAAAGAAAAGGAUGAUUUAGAACAGAGGCAUCAAGAUCUAAUGGAGAAAAUGCAAGCAGUCGAUUUAUGUGUAGAGUUGCUUCAGACAGCCAUUAAGGAAUUGCAAAUUGGUAACUAUGAGCUGAAAGAAGCACGCAAGAAACAUGAGGCUGAAAAGGAUCUUUUUGAGGAGAAGCUGAAAGACAUGGAUAAAAUUUCAGAGAAGAAUGCUGUCUUGUAUAAGCUUCUUUCUGAUGUAAAAAAUGAAUUAGAAGAUUUAAGAGGGAAAUUUACAGCAUUGGAAAGUACACAUGAGUCUCUGAAAAGUGAAAUUUCUGUUUAUAUAAGUGAGAGGGAUUCACUUGCUGCACAGGUAAAGAUUCUUUCAGGAAACCUGGAGAUGCUUUCAGCGAAGAAUUCCCUUCUGGAGAAUUCUCUGUCUGAUGCAAGCAAUGAAGUUGAGAGUUUGAGGUCAAAGCUGAUGGGCUUUGAAAAUUCGUGCCAGUCACUCAAUGACCAAAACUCAACGCUUCAUGCUGAAAGGGGCGUUCUUAUUUCUCAGUUGGAAAGCAUAACCAUUAACCUUGAAGAUUUGGAUAGUAGGCAUAAAGAAAUUAUGGAUAAGCACUUGAAUUUGUUGAGAGAGAAGGAUCAGAUGAUCAAUCAGGUGAAGCAGCUUGAAGAUGCUCUGAGAUUAGAAACAGAACAACAUGAAACUCUCAUCCAUUCAUACAAAAACCUGCUAUGUACUUCUGAAAAUAAGAUUUCUAUCCUGCAAGAGGAAUAUCAUGAUAAAGAGAAACAGCUUCAAUCUGAACAACAUGAUCUUAUUGGUACUUUGGUGGAAAAAUUUGUCCUAGAAAGGAGCUUGUAUGAUUUUAAAGAAGCGAAUUUGGCUCUUUCCUUUGAAGCUCAAAAGCAUAUAGAAGCUUGCAGAAGUGCAGAAAUACUAAUUUCAGAGCAGGAGCAGGAGAUACUCAUUCAAACAAAAAAGAUACUGUCAUUAUCUAAUUAUAAUGAGAGAUUAAUUCAUUGGAUCAAUCUGAUAGUGAAAGCACUUUCCAUAGACAAAGAGUUUAGAUCUCUGGAAGAUAUCCAGGAUGAAGUUCUUUUAGAGAUAAUUCUAUAUCAAAUUCAAAAACUUUUUGAUUCUGUUUCAGAAGUGGAGAGUAAUAACAUAGAACUGCAUCUUCAGACAUCAGUUAUUACUACCCUAUUGAGACAUAUAGGUAUGGAUGUCUUCAAUCUUGGGUUGCAGAAGUAUUCUCUUGAAAGUGAGCUUGAAAUGAAAAAUGAAAAGUUGUUUUCCUUGGAUAAUGAAAAGCGUGAAAUGAAAGGAAGGGAAGCUCUACUGCUGAUCGACCUGGACGCAAGUAACCAAAGGGAAGAAGUAUUGAAGAAUGCAAUCAAUGUCCUGAGGGCACAGGUAACUGAUCUGAAAAAAGUUCUACAAAGAAGAGAGUAUGAGAUUACCAAUCUAAUCCAAGAGAAGAAGAGUCUAUCACUGGACUUCUGUAACUUAAGUCAAAAACACAAUGCUUUAGAAGGGGAGCACCUUGAAAUUGUUGUUGAAGCCAUGAGCCUGGAUCAUCUUUAUCUGUUAUCUGACAGUCUACAUGCUGAGAGACUCACAGAAUUGAAGUCCCUCAAUUAUGAUGUAGAAUCUCUUCAUGUGAUUAAGAACCGUCUUGCGGAUGAGAUUACUAGAUUAAAUGAGAAAAUAAGUGUGCUUGAGGCUGAAAAGAUGUUUUUCUCUGGCUCUGUUCUCUAUCUGGAAGAAGAGCUGAGAAAUCGCCUAUUAAGUUUACAGUUUGAUCUGGACAUUGUCACUAGCUUAUUUGAAGAACUAGAUGUUUGUACAGAAACAACAAUGAAUAAAUUGAUGCAAACAGAAGCACAGCUAUCAGAAGCCAAUCAGAAUCUUCAAUCCAUCCAUGACAAAAACAUGGUAUUGAAAGAACUUCUUGAGUCUCUUGAACUGGAUAAUUCUGAGAUUAAACUGGCUAAAGAAGAGAUGGAGGGGGAUUUCUCAAUUAUUUCACAAGAAAUUGUUGAUAGAAAUGAGAAAAUUAGAUGUCUUGAGAAAGAAAAUAAGAUGAUGCAAAGGAACAUCAAUGAGAUGCAUCAAAGGGUUGAAGUUCUUCUAUGCUAUCAGGAACAACUAAUCUCAGACCUAAAGAAAGAAACAAGUGAGACUAUACUAUGUGAAGGCGAAAUAUCAGAAAUGAUGGGUGAUAUUCAGACUUUAACAAUUAAUGCAGCAGUGCAGGAUGAAAAGUUUCAUGACCUGAUAGUGGAAACCAAGAUUUGCGACCUUGUGCAAAGAGAAGUACUUAUUUCUGAACUUGAUUUUAUCAAGGAAAAUGUGGAAGAUCUUCAGAAUAAGCUUCAUGAAAUUGAGGGAGAAAAUCAAGGACUGAAGGCUGAUGUAGGUACACUCUUGUCAAUGCUAAACUCCUUGUGGGAUAGUAUUAUUUCUAUGGAAGAACAAAUUGUGUCAACUCCAAAGGCUAAACUAUUCGACAAUCAGGCAGAACAGAAAAUUUCCUUUGUGCCUCAACACGGCCACGAAGCAGAUCAAUUUAGUGAAAAUCAUAUGAGCACAAAAGUAAUUGGAGUCUUCCUGUUGGAGAGGUUGAUUGACAAAGUCAAAACUCUUGAAAGGGUGAUAAGAGACGGGAAAGGAAAAUUAAAGCAAGAAAUGAUUGAUUCCAGUGUCCAUCUGAAUAUAGCAAGCAAAGAUGACAAUGGGUAUCCAAAAGGUGAUCAAAUGAUCAAAGACAUUCAACUUGAUCAGGCUAUAGGCUCCUUGCCAUCAAGAGAGAAGUUACAUAAAGAAAUAGGAUAUAAUCCUUCGCUGGAAAUUAACACUGACGAGUUGAUCAUUGACCAGUUAGAUUCUCCAAAAUCAUCAAUGGAAUCACUACAAGAACGGAACAUGGUUCAAAAAAGGUUUGAUUCUGAUUUGCAAAGGCUACUAGCACUAAAGGCAAGCAUAGAUGAGCUGAAAAAGAGAAUAACUUCUAAAGCAGAUAAACUGCCUGCCAUCUAUGGGUAUGACUCUCUGAAAGAACAGUUGGAGGAGGCAGAAGCUGGCAUGUUGGAGCUAACGGAUACAAAUAAUAGGCUGAAAUUGAUGGCUGAAAAUUGCAGUUCGUUGGAUAGUGGAACCCACAAAUCUGAAGGUACAUAUAAAAUGGAAAGAAUGCAAAUCUCAGAACAGGCAAAGGGGGGAUCCAAAGAUGUUGCAAGGUUGGAGCUCAAGUUGCAGAAAAUCCAAUAUGUUUUAAUGAAACUUGAAGAAGAAUUUGAAUACAGACAGGACAAAGGAUUGCAAAGAAACAGAGUAUCUUUAAGGGAUUACCUUUAUGGGAGGAGAGAUAAUGAGAGCGAGAGAAAGCGCAAUCCAUUUUGUGGUCUCAUGAGGCCUAGAACUAAAGUCCAGCACUGAUUUUUGGAAUCGUCAUCAACCAAAAUGAGCCUGUACAGUCUGGGUUUUUUAGUCAUGAUUACAGUUAGUUUAAGAUAUAUAGUCUUCCUUAUUUUCAUGUUAUUCUGCUAUGAAAUAACAUUUUCUGUAUAAUGUUA